Molecule: messenger RNA, 2962 nt
Organism: Gryllus bimaculatus (two-spotted cricket)
Lineage: Eukaryota; Metazoa; Arthropoda; Insecta; Orthoptera; Gryllidae
Source: the annotation of a GenBank genome assembly
CUCUCGCCCUCGUCUCGCGACAGUCCGCCGCUGGCCGGCACACAGCGUCGACGUGAGGUUUUAAAGCAGCGACCGCUCCGACCUCUUCCCCCACGAAAAUGUCGGUUCAGAGCGAUAUCGAGAAGCGCAAGCAGAUCAGCGUCCGGGGCAUAGCCCAGGUGGAAAACGUCUCCACCAUAAAGAAGACGUUCAACCGACACCUGCAUUACACGCUCGUCAAGGACCGGAACGUUGCCACCCCGCGAGACUACUACUUCGCGUUGGCCCACUCCGUCAAAGACAACCUGGUGUCGAGAUGGAUCCGCACACAGCAGUACUACUACGAGAAGGACCCCAAGAGAGUUUACUACCUAUCCUUGGAGUACUACAUGGGCCGUACCCUACAGAACACCAUGAUCAACCUGGGCAUACAAGGAGCCUGUGAUGAAGCUAUGUACCAGCUGGGCUUGGACAUUGAGGAGUUGGAGGACCUGGAGGAGGAUGCUGGUUUGGGAAAUGGAGGCCUUGGUCGUUUGGCAGCCUGCUUCCUGGACUCCAUGGCCACACUCGGUCUGGCAGCGUAUGGAUACGGUAUCAGAUAUGAGUAUGGCAUCUUCACGCAGAAGAUUCGUAAUGGAGAACAGGUAGAGGAGCCGGAUGACUGGCUGAGAUUUGGAAACCCCUGGGAGAAGGCAAGACCAGAAUAUAUGUUACCAGUUAAUUUCUACGGUCGAGUGGAACAGACUCCUCAAGGUGUCAAAUGGGUGGAUACACAGGUGAUAUUUGCGAUGCCCUAUGACAGCCCUGUUCCAGGUUAUGGUAAUAAUGUUGUGAACACAUUGAGGCUGUGGUCUGCUAAAUCCCCUGUGGAAUUUAACCUCAAAUUUUUUAAUGAUGGUGACUACAUCCAAGCAGUAAUAGAUCGAAACUUGGCAGAGAACAUCUCAAGAGUGCUGUAUCCAAAUGAUAAUUUCUUUGAAGGAAAAGAACUUCGUCUUAAACAAGAGUAUUUCAUGUGUGCUGCUACUUUGCAGGAUCUCAUACGCCGUUUUAAGGCUUCAAAAUUUGGUGUCCGGACUGCAGUGAGAACAAAUUUUGAACACUUCCCUGACAAGGUUGCCAUUCAGCUGAAUGACACACAUCCAUCACUGGCAAUCCCAGAGCUUAUGCGGAUCCUCAUUGACGUGGAAGGCCUGACAUGGGAACAGGCAUGGCCCAUUGUGGUUCGCACAUGUGCCUAUACAAAUCACACUGUGCUACCUGAAGCUUUGGAGCGAUGGCCUGUUCAUUUACUGGAGACCAUCUUGCCACGCCAUCUGCAGAUCAUCUAUCACAUUAAUUUCCUUCACCUGCAGGAAGUGGGAAAAAAAUACCCUGGAGAUCUUGAUCGUCUUCGGAGAAUGUCCCUUGUGGAGGAAGGCGGAGAGAAAAGAAUUAAUAUGGCUCAUCUCUGCAUUGUGGGUUCUCAUGCAGUCAAUGGAGUUGCAAGAAUUCAUUCUGACAUCAUUAAGAGUGACAUCUUCAAAGAUUUCUAUGAAAUGACUCCAGAGAAAUUUCCAAAAUAAGACAAAUGUAUCAUCCUCGUCGCUGUUGCUGCUAUGUAUCCUGGAUUACUGAUUUGAUUGCAGAGAAAAUUGGCGAGGAAUGGAUUACUCACCUGGAGCAACUGCAGCAAUUGAAAGAAUUUGCAAAGGAUCCAGGCUUUCAGAGAGCUGUCCAAAAAGUGAAGCAAGAGAACAAAUUGAGGCUGGCUCAAAUUCUGGAGAAGGACUAUGGUGUCAAGGUGAAUCCAGCAUCCAUGUUUGACAUUCAGGUUAAACGUAUUCAUGAAUACAAACGUCAGUUGCUGAAUUGUCUGCAUAUAAUAACACUGUACAAUCGCAUAAAGAGAGAUCCAUCUGCAAAUAUCACUGCAAGAACUGUGAUGAUUGGAGGCAAGGCUGCUCCUGGCUAUUAUAUGGCAAAGAAGAUUAUUAAGCUGAUCAAUGCUGUUGGCAACAUUGUGAACAAUGACCCCAUUGUUGGAGAUAAAUUGAAAGUAAUUUUCCUAGAAAACUACAGAGUGACACUUGCUGAAAAGAUAAUGCCAGCUGCAGAUUUGAGUGAACAGAUCUCCACUGCUGGUACAGAAGCAUCUGGAACUGGAAAUAUGAAGUUUAUGUUGAAUGGAGCCCUCACAAUUGGAACCUUGGAUGGUGCCAAUGUAGAAAUGGCUGAGGAAAUGGGUCGGGAAAACAUCUUCAUCUUUGGAAUGACUGUGGACGAAGUAGAGGCACUGAAGAAACGAGGAUACAAUGCCCAUGACUACUAUGCUGCAAAUCCUGAGAUCCAACAGUGUGUGGACCAGAUCCGUAAUGGAUUUUUCAGUCCUGAAAACCCAUCAGAGUUUGCUGAUGUGGCAGAUGUGCUGAUGAAGUAUGAUCGCUUCCUCACUCUUGCAGACUUCGAUGCAUACAUCAAGUGCCAAGAUACAGUAUCAGCUGUAUACCAGGAUCAAGCAAAAUGGUCAGAGAUGGCUAUCAACAACAUUGCUUCAUCGGGCAAGUUCUCAAGUGACCGCACAAUUGCUGAAUAUGCUCGUGAAAUUUGGAGUGUGGAACCAUCAUGGGAAAAGUUACCUGCUCCGCAUGAACCACGAAGAGGAAGGAAACCAUUUUACUUAGGAAAAGCAAGAGUAAGUUUUAUUUUAACAGAAAAGAAACUGAAUCUCAUAACAUGUGCUUUGCCUAGUGUUAAUGCACAGUGUAAAAAAAAAAAAUUAAAAAAAAACAAUAAAUAUGCCAUUAAAUUUACUAGAAAUUAUUUCUUCACUCUCUAUCGCAUGAAAUCAGAUGUUAAUUUUAAUGAAACUAAUAAAAUCUGCACAAAAUCUAUAUUAAGAUCUGAACAGGGAAAGAAAGUACAUAGAACAAUUUUAAACACUAAAAUUAAUUUUUAUUUUAGCUGUUUUCCAUUUUUUCUUCCAUAUUUUGGGAAAGGUUAA